Messenger RNA from Exophiala viscosa, 1464 nucleotides. RefSeq names its product allantoate permease. The coding region runs from base 1 to 1464 and encodes 487 amino acids. Gene Ontology annotation, molecular function: transmembrane transporter activity. Lineage: Eukaryota; Fungi; Ascomycota; Eurotiomycetes; Chaetothyriales; Herpotrichiellaceae. Gene Ontology annotation, biological process: transmembrane transport. Gene Ontology annotation, cellular component: membrane. The record is from RefSeq and is a predicted model, not a curated record. The transcript has 5 exons.
AUGGAUACCACAGGAUCAAUUGAGGAGAAAGGCAUACAUCGAACCGACACCGCCGGCUCCAAUUAUGAAAUCGACAAGGCUGUCGAGCGAUCGUACCUCUGGAAGCUUGAUACAAGAUUGAUCCCUCUUCUCUCUUUCAUGUAUCUCCUUUGCUUCAUGGACAAAUCUAACAUCGGUAAUGCCAAAACUGAUGGCUUGGAAAAGGACAUCGGAUUGUCCGGAGGGCAAUACUCGACUGCGGUUACGAUGCUGAGUAUAACACAAAUGGUCUUCGAGCCGUGGCAAUGUUCGAUGGUCAAGAAGUACGGUGCAAAAUGGAUCCUACCUACCCUAAUGUUCGGCUGGGGCUCAAUCGCCAUGAUACAAGCUGGUAUGGUUGGAAGAGGAUUCGGUUCCUUCAUCUGCCUCCGCCUCGCUCUUGGUUUCUUCGAAUCUGGCUUCUUCUCGGGGACAGUCUUCUACAUGUCGUUGUUCUACAAACGCGAUGAGAUGGCCUUUCGGAUUGCCCUCUUCUAUAUCAGCGCAACUAUCGCUGGUGCUUUCUCCGGUCUCUUUUCGUACGGGCUCUUCCAGAUCAAGCAUGCGGCACUGAAAGGAUGGCAAUACCUCUUUAUCCUCGAAGGCUGCGUUACCCUCCUCGUCGCUCUGUUCGCAUACUGGCAUCUUCCAACAACUCCAGCGAACUUCAGAUACUUCACCGAAGCCGAAAAACGAGUCGGCUUCGUGAGGAUGUCAUUGGACGGCACCUCAGAGGUUAACUCCAAGUUCACCUGGUCAAAAGCCGUCGCUCCUUUCAAGCAGUGGAGGCUCUGGCUGUUCUGCGCUCUCUCCAUCUGCUACGGUGCCGCCACGGGCUCGACUGGAACUUUCCUCCCGCAGAUUGUUGCUCGCCUGGGUUACAGCACUGUCAAGACCAACCUCUACACCGUGGCUCCCAAUAUGGCCGGGUGUUUUGCCACAUUGGCCAUUGCGAAGUCUAGUGACUACUUUCGGGAGCGUUCCAUGCAUCUCAUAGGGGCAUUGACUCUUACCAUGACCGGAUACAUUGUCCUUGCAGCCAUCGAUCCUGUCCACAACAUCUCGGUAUCGUACUUCGCUUGCUUCCUACUCUCCAUGGGCACCUACGCUCCCAGCUGUUUGGUUCAUCAAUGGCAUCAGUCCAACAACCUGGACGAGAGCGGUCGUGCCUUCACGACUGGCGUCAUGCUGGCUCUCUCGAACGUUGGAGUUAUCGUCACAUCACAACUAUUCCAGAACAAAUGGGCACCGGCAUACAAACAAGCCCUCUAUGGAACUGCCGGGUUCCAAGCCGCAGCAAUCUGCAUUGUUGCCUCGCUCGGAAUCAUGUUUCGUCUCAUCAAUAAGAAGAGGGACAAGCAGAUUGGUUAUAACAUCAAGAUACAGGACGUCCCGACGAGUGAGUUGACCGGAUACAACGAUCCCCGUUUCCGGUAUCAGUACUAG